UUCAGGUUUCGGAGCAGUAGCGCGAUGACUUUGGUUGUGCGCACACUCGCCGUGGCAGUGUUAUUAUAGUUUUGUGUUAACACCGUUUUGUUAUUAUUUAGUUGAUUCAUUUUUUGUUUCGGUUAUUUUGCAGUUACGCCUUACAUUUCGUUACGGCUCCGAGAACGGGAAGGAAGGUGGAGUUGUGCUAGGAUAACAAAUUGACUCAAAAAAUUUAAUUUAUUUUGUGUUCGGUUUGUGUGUGAAGUGCGACAAUGCAAAACGUACAAGAAGUGAUGCCGAGUGUUAGACUUAACGGGGUGGACAAGACGGUGGAAGUUGCGGCCUCCUCCGGGGAAGUGAUUAAAAAGUUCCGGGUGAGCCAGCCGAGGGAGGAGUGCCGGAGGCACAGGCUCACCACCGACCGGGACCAAACUUCGCCCCUGAGCCCCAACCAAAGUGAUAAACAUUUCCAGACCUCGGUGGUCGCCGAUAAGUAUUUGCUGCUGGAGCAGGCCGAGGGCAGCUCCUUGUACCGGUGCGUGGACGUCAACACCCAGGAGGAGUUGGUCUGCAAGAUCGUUUCAAAGGACUGUCAUUCGUUGGUAUCGGCGCAUUAUCGCCUCGAUUCGCAUCCGAGGGUCUCAUCUUUGCACGAAGUCGUCGUAGGUAAUCGCUACUUGUAUUUGGUUUAUCCCAAGGCUCACGGCGACCUACAUUCGUACGUGAGGUCAAGGAAAAGACUGAGGGAAUCCGAAGCCAAGAGGCUCUUCAAACAAAUUGCCGAAACAGUACAAGUUUGUCAUAGGAACGGAAUAGUAUUAAGGGAUUUAAAGCUGAGGAAAUUCGUCUUCGCUGAUGGCCAAAGGACGGAGCUGAAAUUAGAGUCACUAGAAGAUGCCGUCGUGCUGGAAGAACCGGAAACCGACUGGCUACAUGAUAAAAGAGGAUGUCCUGCUUACGUGAGUCCGGAAAUUCUCAAAGCCGGCGCCCACUACUCAGGAAAGGCCGCAGAUAUGUGGUCGCUAGGAGUCAUCCUUUACACGAUGCUAGUCGGAAGAUACCCCUUCAGCGAUUCGGAGCACGCGUCCCUGUUUGCGAAAAUCUCCCGAGGCCAUUUCGUAAUUCCUGAAUGUCUGUCGUCCCGUGCGAGAUGUUUAAUUCGCUCGCUGUUGCGGCGAGAGCCUUCGGAGCGGAUCACGUCCGAAGACAUCUUGUACCACCCUUGGCUGGCGAAGGAGGACAGGGAGUGGACAUCGCGGGCGUGCGAUCAAUUAGUGCCCGAAUGUAGUCUUUACGACGACUAGCUCGAGGGCGGAAAACGUGCAAGUUUCGUGCUGUGUUUUAGUAAUAUAAGGAAGCCAUUCGUUUUUUCUUUUGUUGUUAGGAGUAAUUUAUAAUUGUUUUUUCCUUUUAAUCAUUUCGUUUUAAACGGGUCUGCGGCCGGACUUCGUAGGUGAUCGUCGUUGUCUUAUUUAUUUGUUUUCGCCGAUGUUGUUAUUUACGGCACCUAUGGAGCGCGGUCUGGUCAUCCAAUGAAACACAUUUCUGAUAUUACGAAGUAGUUUAAAAUCUCAUCAUCAAUGCGAGUGGUUUAUGGACUGAAUUAUUUCAAGCAUCACGAUAUCAUAGUGAUUAAUUUGAAGACUGAGCGGUUUAUUAUUUUGUGACCAAUUGUGCAAUUUAGCUUAAUUUUGCUCAAAAAUUGUCAGAUCAGGAGUGAAGUUUAAUUAAUGAGUGUUUCUCAAGCGAUAUGACAUUUUUUCUUGAAUGUUGGGGAGGGAGGUGUGGAGCAACUGGCCCGAUUCUUAUGAAAGGCGACUUGUGCGUAAAUAGAUGCACUGCGUGGGAGUGCAAUCCAAAGAUCUUUAAGUUUUUAUUUGUUUUAAAAGAAUUUUCGUUGAUUUCGCAAGAGGUUGCGUUAGUUUCUUCGUAGGAUUAGUUGUACAUAAUUGUUACCCCGUCUCCACUAUUUUAUUACGCACAACGGGAGACAUCGGUCCAGUCGCUUCACUAAUAACAAAUUGUCAAAAUCAUGUGAUCGUUAGGUCAAUACUAAUGCAAUGUGGAACUUAGGCUAAGUAAGUGAAAUAAUUUCAUAUCGUGAUGCUACUAGGAACGUUAUAGUUUGCAAUGUGAUCUCGGUCAAAUUGUCAAAGUUUGGCCAUCGACGUGUAGGUAUAUUUCUGUGGAACUGAAUUGUAUAUAAUUUUGUUUUUAUUUCGUUUCCUAAUUUAUCGUAAGGUCCUAGGUUAAUCUAUGUAAAUUUUGUACAUAGCUUUGCAUUUUAUUUGUGAAUUCGUUUCAUGGUUGUUCUAUGCUGUUGUCCAUAAUAAAAAACAUCAUUAUUUAUGUAA
Molecule: messenger RNA, 2336 nt
Organism: Tribolium castaneum (red flour beetle)
Lineage: Eukaryota; Metazoa; Arthropoda; Insecta; Coleoptera; Tenebrionidae
Gene: trbl
Product: tribbles
Exons: 5
Coding region: 255-1286 (343 amino acids)
Biological process (GO): regulation of MAP kinase activity; protein phosphorylation; positive regulation of proteasomal ubiquitin-dependent protein catabolic process
Cellular component (GO): nucleus
Molecular function (GO): ATP binding; protein kinase activity; mitogen-activated protein kinase kinase binding
Source: RefSeq, a predicted model, not a curated record